AUGGUGUCGUUGAGCCACACGCGCGAGGAGAAGGCUGCGGAGGACGUACGUGUCGUUUCUUUCAAAGGCCGCGAGGUGUAUACGGUGGCGGUGAUAGUUAAUGCCCGCCAUGCAGAUCCUUCUGCUUUUGGGCUGCCCCACCCAUCGAUGAUCGGCCACGCACAUCGACUGCUCACGCCGUUCAUCGCGCGUCAAAAAAUCGUGUCGGACCGUCCGACUGCCAGGGAAGAACGCCGCACAGCAUGCACGGUCACGCUUGCAGGACGGCGAAAUACCCAGAAAGAACGUGUAGUGGCGGCAACGCCAAAUGCGAGGACGGGACGCAAGUAG
Molecule: messenger RNA, 330 nt
Organism: Sparassis crispa
Lineage: Eukaryota; Fungi; Basidiomycota; Agaricomycetes; Polyporales; Sparassidaceae
Exons: 1
Coding region: 1-330 (109 amino acids)
Source: RefSeq, a predicted model, not a curated record